AUGUACAAGUGCUUGUACACCUUGAGAUAUGAGAAGGCAAAAGCGGACUACAAAAGCAACCUGAAGAAGCGGAGGCAAAAAAUGCAUGAACUUUUUAACAAAGAUUCAGAACUUCUUGAUCAAGUCCCUCUAAAAAUUGAAGAAGAUCGGUACCUCCGUCGCGAGCAGCUAAGGGAGGAAAUUGAAGAAUUACGAAAACUUAAGGAAAUUGAAUGUAAAACAUUAGCGAAAGCUGGAUAUAGGAAACAAACAACGAUGAAUAAAGAUAACUAUAGACCACUUCUGAAUAAGCUUUAUAUGCAGGAUCUCAAUGCACAGGUUGAAUUGAACAAGCAGAUAAAGGCCUAUGAGAAUAGGAAAGAAGAGGGCAUGGCAAAAAUGACUUGGCUACCAGUAGGCCACGAUUGUGGAAAUGGCAAUACCAGACCCAAAAGGGAUUUAAAUGAGGAAUUACGCGACGCGAUGGCAGCCAGAGAGGCAAAACUAUCAGAAAUUGCAAAACAAAAGGAGAGGGAAGCAGAAGAAAUGAGAGAGCGUGAAGAGGUUUGUUUGCGUGAGAAAGCGGAGGCUACCAAAGCAGCUUAUGAAAGAAGAGCGAUGCUGCGAGGUGCAUUUGAGCAGCAAAUUAAGGAAAGAAAUCAAGAACUUUGGACUAAGAAAGUGGAGGACGCAAGAGUUUCAGCCUGGUUGACCUCCAAUGCUAAUCAACAGGUUUUGGUAAUGAAGGAUAAAUCGCUUCAUGAUAAAGCGAUUGCCAAACAAAGAGCCCUGGAUUUCUUUGAUUAUGUGAAACAGUUGGAAGAGGAGAAACAAUUGGAAGAGAAAAGAAGGGAACGGGCUAUGGAGCGGAUAGCUAGCGAUAUGAUGGAAGCAAACGAGGCUAAGCAGCGGCAGAUUAGGGAGGCGAGCCAGGCUCUGGAAAGGGAAAUUAGGCAGGCACAACUCAAACAAAUAAAGGAAAAAGAGGGGAGGUCAAUUGUACCUACAACUGAUGGUGGUCUCAGCUUCCUAGACAAAAUGCAUGCUGACGACGGCCGGAGAGUGGAUGGAGCGAGGAUAAUCAGGCAGGAGAACAGCCGUUAUCUGCAACAGCAAAUCGCUCAAAAGCCUUCAACUGCGCUCUUUGAAGACUGGGGGAUGGAAGGCCGUGAAUUCACCCGAUCACCCCAACGCUCCCACGAGGAGGAUUUGGCCACCUAUGAGUACUUAAAUCCUUUGCGAAAACUGUCUCUAAAGGAAAUGGAAUUCUAA
This is a messenger RNA of Echinococcus granulosus, 1251 nucleotides long. RefSeq lists its product as hypothetical. Lineage: Eukaryota; Metazoa; Platyhelminthes; Cestoda; Cyclophyllidea; Taeniidae. The transcript has 7 exons. The record is from RefSeq and is a predicted model, not a curated record. The coding region runs from base 1 to 1251 and encodes 416 amino acids.